AUGGCUGAGAGCACAGAAGGAAUAACAUUGCCGGAGACAGAGAAGAAGAAAGAAGAAAGCCUGCCAUUUUAUCAGCUUUUUUCAUUUGCAGAUAAAUACGAUUGGAUUCUUAUGAUCUCUGGCAGUAUAGGUGCCAUCCUUCAUGGGUCUUCCAUGCCUGUGUUCUUUCUUUUGUUUGGUGAAAUGGUUAACGGUUUUGGUAAAAACCAAAUGGAUUUGCACAAAAUGACUAAUGAAGUGUCCAAGUAUGCUCUGUACUUCGUAUAUCUUGGAUUGGUGGUGUGUUUCUCUUCAUAUGCAGAGAUUGCAUGCUGGAUGUAUACUGGGGAAAGGCAAGUGGGUGCACUGAGAAAGAAAUAUUUGGAGGCAGUCUUGAAACAGGAUGUUGGAUUCUUUGAUACAGACGCAAGAACUGGGGAUAUUGUUUUCAGUGUAUCAACAGACACUCUUCUUGUACAAGAUGCCAUUAGUGAAAAGGUGGGGAAUUUCAUCCAUUAUCUUUCUACCUUUCUGGCCGGUUUGGUGGUUGGUUUUGUGUCGGCAUGGAAGCUGGCUCUACUCAGCGUGGCUGUGAUUCCAGGAAUUGCCUUUGCUGGGGGUCUGUAUGCAUAUACUCUAACAGGUCUCACCUCCAAGAGCCGUGAAUCCUAUGCCAAUGCUGGCAUAAUUGCCGAUCAGGCUAUUGCACAAGUUAGGACAGUCUACUCUUAUGUUGGUGAGAGCAAAACCCUGAGUGUGUAUUCAGAUGCUAUACAAAACACGUUGAAUCUGGGCUACAAGGCUGGAAUGGCUAAAGGUUUGGGAUUGGGGUGCACCUAUGGAAUAGCAUGCAUGUCGUGGGCUCUUGUUUUCUGGUUUGCUGGUGUAUUUAUCAGAAAUGGACAGACGGAUGGUGGCAAGGCAUUCACCUCUAUUUUCUCUGCCAUAGUUGGUGGCAUGAGUUUGGGCCAAUCGUUUUCUAAUCUUGGAGCAUUCAGCAAAGGCAAAACUGCGGGAUACAAGCUAAUGGAGAUUAUCAAGCAAAAGCCCUCCAUAGUUCAAGACGCAUCAGAUGGAAAGUGCCCGACUGACGUCAAUGGAAACAUUGAGUUCAAAAAUGUAACUUUUAGCUAUCCUUCUAGACCCGAUGUCAUCGUCCUUAGAGAUUUCUCCAUUUUCUUCCCCGCUGGAAAGACUGUUGCCAUGGUUGGUGGUAGUGGUUCCGGAAAAAGCACGGUCAUCUCCCUGAUGGAAAGAUUUUACGAUCCUAAUCAAGGACAAAUUUUGCUGGACGACAUGGACAUCAAGAUGCUGCAGCUGAGAUGGUUACGCUAUCAAAUUGGUUUGGUGAACCAAGAACCUGCACUCUUUGCUACCACAAUACUCGAGAACAUUCUAUACGGAAAGCCUGGUGCAUCCAUGGCUGAAGUGGAUGCAGCUGCCUCUGCCGCUAAUGCUCAUUGCUUUAUUACAUUGCUUCCUAAUGGAUAUAACACUCAGGUGGGACAGCGUGGUGUCCAACUCUCAGGUGGUCAGAAACAGAGAAUAGCAAUUGCGAGAGCUAUGUUGAAGAACCCAAAGGUACUUCUUCUUGACGAAGCAACAAGUGCCCUUGAUGCUGGUUCAGAAAGCAUCGUUCAGGAGGCCCUAGAUCGUCUGAUGUUAGGGAGGACAACGAUUGUUGUUGCUCAUCGUCUCUCGACAAUAAGAAAUGUGGACUCCAUUGCAGUUAUGCAGCAGGGGCAAGUUGUUGAAACUGGAACUCAUGAAGAACUAUUUGUUAAAGCCGGGGCCUAUGCAUCCUUAAUCAGAUUCCAGGAAAUGGUAGGGAACAGAGAUUUUUCAAAUCCCUCAACUUGUCGAACGCGCUCAUCACGGUUAAGCCACUCGUUGUCGACUAAGUCUCUUAGCCUCCGUUCUGGCAGUUUAAGAAACUUAUCGUAUUCUUACAGCACGAGUACUGAUGGUCAUAUAGAGAUGGUGUCAAAUGCUGAAGCUGAUAGGAAAAAUCCUGCCCCACAUGGCUAUUUCUGCCGACUUCUUAAAUUAAAUGCUCCCGAAUGGCCUUAUUCAGUCAUUGGAGCUAUAGGGUCUGUUCUCUCUGGAUUCAUUGGUCCAACAUUUGCUAUUGUGAUGAGCAAUAUGAUCGAGGUGUUCUACUAUAAAAAUCCAGCUACCAUGGAACGAAAAACAAAGGAAUAUGUUUUUAUUUAUAUUGGAGCGGGUCUUUACGCUGUGGUCGCAUAUUUGAUACAGCACUACUUCUUCAGCAUUAUGGGAGAGAACCUAACUACAAGGGUGAGGAGGAUGAUGCUUGCAGCAAUUUUGAGGAAUGAAGUUGGCUGGUUUGACGAGGAAGAGAACAAUUCAAGCCUUCUUGCAGCCCGUUUAUCUACUGAUGCCGCCGACGUAAAAUCUGCAAUAGCCGAAAGGAUAUCGGUGAUAUUGCAAAAUAUGACUUCUCUCCUCACUUCAUUUAUAGUAGCCUUCAUAGUAGAGUGGAGGGUCUCACUUCUUAUACUGGUCACAUUUCCUCUCCUAGUCCUCGCAAAUUUUGCUCAGCAACUAUCUCUUAAAGGGUUUGCUGGAGACACGGCCAAGGCUCAUGCAAAAACUAGCAUGAUUGCAGGGGAGGGAGUAAGCAACAUUAGAACUGUUGCGGCAUUCAAUGCCCAAGAAAAAAUCCUCGCAUUAUUUUGCCAUGAACUCCAGGUCCCACAGCUUCGAAGCUUUAGCCGCAGUCAAUCCUCAGGUUUCCUUUUUGGCCUAUCUCAGCUUGCUCUAUAUGCAUCAGAAGCUCUAAUACUCUGGUAUGGCGCCCACCUUGUUAACAAAGGCACUUCUACCUUUUCUAAGGUCAUUAAGGUAUUCGUAGUCCUAGUUAUCACUGCCAAUUCAGUUGCUGAAACUGUCAGCCUUGCACCCGAAAUCAUAAGAGGGGGUGAAGCUGUUGGCUCCAUAUUUUCCCUUCUUGAUCGCUCAACAAAAAUAGAUCCUGAUGAAGCUGAAGCGGAGAAUGUUGAAUCAGUUCGUGGUGAGAUUGAACUACGUCAUGUUGACUUUGUGUAUCCUUCACGACCAGAUGUACUUGUGUUCAAGAAUCUCAGCCUUAGAAUUCGUGCUGGCCAGAGCCAAGCACUAGUUGGGGCCAGCGGAUCAGGAAAGAGUUCGGUAAUAGCAUUAAUCGAGAGAUUUUAUGAUCCAAUGGCUGGGAAAGUUAUGAUUGAUGGAAAAGAUAUUAGGAGGUUAAACUUGAAAUCUCUCCGGCUCAAAAUUGGUUUGGUUCAGCAGGAGCCUGCACUUUUUGCAGCAAGCAUUUUCGACAACAUUGCUUACGGUAAAGACGGGGCAACUGAAGCAGAAGUAGUUGAAGCAGCACAAGCAGCAAAUGUGCACACAUUUGUUAGUGGAUUACCCGAAGGUUAUAAAACCUCGGUAGGUGAAAAGGGAGUGCAGCUCUCCGGUGGACAAAAACAACGCGUUGCAAUUGCACGUGCUGUUCUAAAAAAUCCAUCAAUACUUCUACUCGAUGAAGCCACAAGCGCCCUUGAUGCUGAGUCGGAAUGCAUGCUACAAGAAGCUCUUGAGAGGUUAAUGAGAGGCCGAACCACUGUUCUGGUGGCCCACCGAUUGUCUACAAUCCGAAGGGUGGAUAGCAUUGGUGUUGUCCAAGAUGGACGCAUUGUAGAACAAGGCAGCCAUGGCGACCUAAUCAGCCGACCAGAUGGAGCCUAUUCAAGGCUUUUGCAACUUCAGCGUCAUUGCUUAUGA
Molecule: messenger RNA, 3750 nt
Organism: Fraxinus pennsylvanica
Lineage: Eukaryota; Viridiplantae; Streptophyta; Magnoliopsida; Lamiales; Oleaceae
Source: the annotation of a GenBank genome assembly